Molecule: messenger RNA, 3864 nt
Organism: Auanema sp. JU1783
Lineage: Eukaryota; Metazoa; Nematoda; Chromadorea; Rhabditida; Rhabditidae
Source: the annotation of a GenBank genome assembly
AUGAAUGUUUCCAUCCGUGUUUAUGAGAUGGGCGGACGAGGGGUGGUCUCUCGUUUGGCUUGUGCCGUUACGCCUACUCUAGCUCCCACAGCCAUGGGAUCCGCCAGAAGACACUCCGUCCGAAAUUCUUCAAAUCCCAUUGAGGAACGAGAAACAAGUAAACAUGAUUCAUUGGGAGAUCGAGCUUCUUCUAAACUGACACUCGAUGACGAAUUAUUUGACAUUCUUUAUGCUUUCGGUGAAACAGAUGUCUUUCUUGGGAAAUCUGAUGCAAAAGAGAAUGAGACCGAUGACGAUGGAAAACCCCUCACCAGACAAGCUUUGCUGGAACGGAUAAGACAGAAAAAGGAAGUUAUAGGUAAAUUGCGUUGCCAAGCAUGGAGUAUGAACCGAAAACGGAGAACGUUGAAAUUGGCUCAAAAGUAUCUGGAGCAGAAUGAGUCGAAAGUUUCGAAAAGCCAUCUGUAUAUGGAAGAGAUGAAGAAACGUUUAAGACUGCUUAAACGUAGUUUUUCGAACUUCAAAACUUAUUUAAUACCCUGGGAAGGUAAAAUCAAAAAGAUUGAAAGUCAUUUUGGUUCCGUCGUCUCAUCAUAUUUCACUUUUCUUCGUUGGAUUGUCUUUGUUAAUGUUAUUAUUACUUUGAUUAUUUUUGCUUUUAUCGUUCUGCCAGAGAUUCUGGCUGAUGCAGCAGCCGAUCUUGGUCGACAGAACCGAACGGGUACAAGGAAAGUCAUUCCUGAAUAUGAGCGUGUUCAUGCUGAUAAACUAGCAGUUGUUUGGCAUUAUGAUGGUUAUCUUCGAUAUUCUCCCUUGUUUUACGGCUAUUACUCAGAUGAUGCUUUUCUUGGCGAAAAAGUUCGCUACGCCUUACCAUUAGCAUAUUUUAUAGUAACGUUAUUCAUAUUCGCUUAUAGUUUUUUUGCUAUUUUGAGAAAAAUGGCUGGUAAUGCUAGAAUGUCUAAGCUAUCCGGCAGUAGAGCUGAACAGUAUAUUUUCAAUUGGAGACUUUUCACAGGAUGGGAUUAUUCAAUCGGAAAUUCUGAAACAGCAUCGAAUACUGUUAUGGCUAUAGUUAUCAAGCUCAGGGAAUCUGUAGCAGAUUGUCGCGUAUCCACAACAGCUAAGUUCAGCUGUUUGAAGUUUUCCUUGCGAGUAUUUGCGAAUAUUAUAAUUUGCGGAAUGUUAGCUUUCUCCAUAUACUGUAUAUCAUUUGCUGUUCAAAAAUCUCAAACAGCUGUAGAACAGGAGGGAAACUUAUUCACAAAAAAUCAGGUCCCUUCUGUCGUUUCCACUAUCACUCACGUCUUUCCUAUGAUUUUUGAUUUGAUUGGUCGUAUUGAGAACUAUCAUCCUAGAACAGCUCUCAGAGCUCAUUUGACAAGAGUUUUGGUGCUGUAUGUUUUAAAUUAUAUGACUCUGAUUGUUGCCCUUUUCGACAAAAUGGAUGCCAUCCGUAAAGAACCAACAGCCAGUUUGUUUCGUUACAAACGACAGAUGGGCUCAAGAAAUCCCAAUAUAGCCCGACCUCCUCCAUUUGCUAGCCGAACUUUUGAAAACCGAUCUCAAAUGCUUCGCUUCAUGGAUAUUGCAAGACAAAACUUCGAAGUAAAUCGAACAACACGAUCAGCCCCCACAACAGCUUUCACAGUCGCACCUCAAUAUGGUCCUCUGUCCGUCAACAAUCCCAAUGCUCUGCUUCGUAAUGGAACGUUUGAUCGAAGUUUCGAAAGUCGUAGAAUUGGUCCUGAGCCUCUUCCCAUUUAUACGCCGCCUCCCCGAAAGUUUCCACCGCAUUCUAAAGGAGAUGUCGAGCAGCAAUUUGGAGGUCCUGAUUUCCAGUAUACAAGAACAACACAGCCAUCAACAUCGCUUCCAAGAGUUCGAACAAAACCACCAUGGCAAAAAAACAAAGAAAGUACAGAGUUAACAAAGCCUGACCCUACAGCUUCUAUGAAUAACAGAGUUGAUGAUCAUUUGGGAGAUCAGAUAGAUAUAGAGGAAAUUCCUGCUAACAAUAACUCACUCAUACUACCUCAUGCUGCUGAGCGUAAGAGCACAUCUGAUGAUUCGUAUGGAGCAGACAUUUGCUGGGAAACCAUCAUCGGCCAAGAAAUUGUAAAACUUGUAACUAUGGACCUUAUUGUGACUAUCAUAUCUAUUUUACUUAUUGAUUUCUUCCGUGGUCUAUGGAUCAGACAUUGCGCAUCGUGGUGGUGUUGGGAUAUUGAGACCACAUUCCCCGAAUAUGGUGAAUUCAAAGUUGCUGAAAAUGUUCUCCACAUCAUAAACAAUCAGGGAAUGAUUUGGUUAGGACUAUUCUUUGCUCCCAUGUUGCCAGCACUAAACAACAUAAAACUAAUAAUCAUAAUGUAUAUUCGAGGAUGGGCUGUCAUGACUUGCAAUGUUCCUGCUCGAGAGAUAUUUCGUGCUAGUAGAUCCAGCAACUUUUAUCUUCUAAUUCUUUUACUUUGGCUUCUUCUCUGUACUCUACCAGUUGGAUUCGUAAUUGCAUCCACAAAACCAUCUAGGAGUUGUGGACCAUUCGCAAGACAUGAUCAUUUUUACACCGUUGUCACCAAUGAAAUAGAGAAAAGGGUUGACCAUACCAUCCUAUCCUAUAUUCGCCAUGUUGCUUCACCUGGAGUUGUCAUUCCUAUUUUACUCUUCCUCAUGUUAAUCAUUUACUUCCUUGUGUCUUUAGUUAGGGGGUUAAGAGAAGCUAACACAGACUUACAACAACAACUUGUCCACGAAAGAACCGAAGAGAAAAAGAAGAUUUUCGAACUUGCUGGAGGUGGAAAGAAAAAAGAAGCUGAACGAGAGCGAGACAAACGCAAAAUUAUGCAGUACCUUCCAACAAUUGAACAGAAGCGGAGAGAGCCGUGGAGAGCUUAUCACGAGAUGGAAGAGCCACUUCGCGCUUCUGAUUCUUCUGACAGUGAAGAAGAUGACGAUGUGGAAUCUCCGGAUAUGAUGGCCAAGUUCUCGCCCCCUGUAGUUCCAUCAAGUACAGCAGAGACAGUGGCUGUUAUGGAGUUCCAUCCAUCUUUAGCUUCUUUGGAAGAAAACGCUGAUGAAGAGGAAGAAGAGCUGCAACCAGCUAGACCUAUCCCUCACUCGAUAUCUAUGACAUCCAAUUCGAAAGUUCGCUUUGAUUCUCCCUGUGGAAGCUUUGAUAUUCAAAGCAAUGUUAUUGACGUCGCAACCCCAGAGGAAAUACGAAUGGUGUCUUCGCAAGCUCUCAGAGAAGAUCAGGAGCUUCGUCCAGAAGUAUACAGAUCCGUUCCACCUUCCUCAUCCAGCGAGUUGACAGAUGCGGAUAUCAAACAAGGAAAUAAAUACAAAUCAAAUGAUACAAACAGCCAAUUCCAACCAUGGCCUUCCAUUGAUGAAGUUAAAGCCAGGAGGGAUCAGCUGAUGAAAAGAUCCCCUUUAGCAUUUGGAAAAUCUAUUCCUCACACAACGAUUCCUGCAUCUACGGAUAUUCCUAGUAAUAGUAGUAGUAAUAGUAGUCAUAGUAACAACAACAAUCGUCCUGGGCCUUCAAAUAUUCAUCGGGAUUCCAGACCUCCCAUUCCACAACAUCGCAAGUUUGAACAUGAAACUUGUUCCCCUUCUGAGCAGACCAAUCCGGCUGACAGACGGUCUACCUCACCUACACGUAGAUUCCGUAUCUCUGUUUCACCCACACGGCGAGUUAUGGCUGAAGAUUUAGACAGAUCAUCACCUUCAAAGCGAGUUUAUAUAAUAAAACAAGAAUCAGCUGCUCCAUCUUCAUCUUCUCUGCAAGAGAAGAAGCCUUCUCCCCGAGCCCCUAGAGUUGAGUUCGGAGAUGAUGAUAGUCCCCGAGUUCAAAAUUAA